CAUCGUCAGCAAAUAUAUACCGUCCCGCCGCCAGUUCUCCUCGAUCCCCCGUCCUCAUCCCGAACCCCGCUCCUCUCGCCAUGGCGGACCGUAAGAAGAGGGACCGAUAUGCGGGCGCAGCGUACGAGUUUGGAGCCAACUCAGCACUGAAUGCUGGAAUCGGCGGAGCUCCCCUAGCCCAAGGCGCUGCUCCUGGCUACGGAGCGCCUGCACCGAGCUAUGGGGCCCCAGUGCCUGCGUAUGGCGCUCCAGCACCAGGAUAUGGAGCACCAGCGCCAGGGUAUGGAGCACCAGCACCCAGCUAUGGACAACCUGCUGCCCAGGACCCCAACGCGCUCAGCCAGCAGUUCGGGCAGAUGAACAUGGGAGCACAACAAGGGCAGGUGGCGCCACAGGUGCAGCAACCUGCCGCCGUGGCACAGCAGAACCAAUUGUUCCCCUCGGACCUCAUCGCCCAGCCCUUCCACGUCUCGGAGCUCUACAACCCUCCACCGCCCAUUCAUCUGCCUGCAAACGCCGCUGCCACACCCUCCGAGUUCGCAAACGAGUCGAGCAAAUACCUGCGCUGUACCCUGAACACGAUCCCUACCAACCACUCACUGCUGAAGAAGAGCAAGCUGCCCUUUGCCCUGGUCAUCAGCCCCUACGCGAGCUUACACGACUCGGAGGACCCAAUCCCAGUCGUCCACGAUCAGGUCAUCAGCCGUUGUCGGCGAUGCCGCGCCUACAUCAACCCCUUCGUCUCAUUCCUCGAUCAUGGGCACAGGUGGAGGUGCAACAUGUGCAGUCUGACAAAUGACGUGCCCCAGGCAUUCGAUUGGGAUGCGACGCAACAGAAGAGUGUGGAUCGUUGGCAACGGCCAGAACUGAAUUACGCUGUCACGGAGUUUGUGGCGCCACAAGAGUACAUGGUCCGACCUCCGCAGCCGCUCUGCUAUUACCUGAUCAUCGACUGCACACAAGCUUCAGUCAACUGCGGUCUUGUUGCAGUUGCUGCGCGAGUCAUAAAGGAGGCACUCGACCGGAUACCCAAUGCAGACGGUCGCACGCGCAUCGGAUUUAUGGCUGUAGACUCGGGUCUACACUUCUUCUCUAUCCCACCGGACGGCAGCGAGAGCAGCGAACCCCAGCAAAUGGUCGUAUCAGAUCUAGAUGAGCCUUAUCUACCGAUGCCCUCAGACCUACUCGUCAGCUUGAGUGAAUGCCGCAACAACAUCGACGUCUUCCUUGAUCGUCUUCCAGCUAUGUUCCAAAACACACACGUUCCUGGGUUUGCUCUUGGGUCUGCUCUCCGAUCAGCACACAAGCUGAUCUCGCCGCUUGGUGGAAAACUGACUGUGCUCGCUGCGUCACUUCCUAAUGUCGGGCACGCUGCUCUUAGCCCGAGAGAGGACAAAUCGUUAUUGGGCACUAGCAAGGAGGCCAGCCUGUUACAACCCGCGAACAACUGGUACAAAUCGUUUGCGGUGGAAUGCUCCAAGAACCAAGUCUCUGUUGAUAUGUUCUUGUUUUCUUCCCAAUACCAGGACGUAGCAACACUCAGCAACCUCCCAAGAUUCACUGCAGGCCAGACGUACUUCUACCCUGGAUGGAAUUCCCAGAGACAAGAGGAUGUUGUUAAGCUUGCGACGGAGCUGUCGGAUUACCUGUCGGCGGAAAUUGGGUUGGAGGCUGUGCUUCGAGUGCGCGCCACGACUGGGUUGAGGAUGUCCGCAUUCUACGGAAACUUCUUCAAUCGCUCCUCCGAUCUGUGCGCAUUCCCUGCUUACCCUAGAGAUCAAGCCGUUGUCAUCGAAGUCGCUAUCGAUGAGACCAUAAGCAAGCCUUUUGCCUGUCUCCAGGCUGCCGUACUACACACUACUUCAGGUGGGCAACGCCGUAUCAGAGUUUUGACACUUGCUGUACCCACUACGGAAAGCCUGGCUUCGGUCUACGCUUCAGCGGAUGCACAGGCCAUCACUACCUAUUUUGCGCACAAGGCUGUUGAACGUGCAUUGUCGAGCGGGUUGGACGCUGCACGAGACGCCCUGCAAGGGAAGGUCAUUGAAAUUCUGUCAACAUACAGAAAGGAGCUGGCGGGCGGCAGCAUGGGAGGUGGCGGUCUCCAGCUGCCUCAAAACCUGCGCUCUCUUCCAAUCCUGUUCUUGGGUCUCAUCAAGAACGUUGGUCUCAGGAAAAGCGCUCAGAUACCUUCCGACCUUCGAUCGGCUGCUCUGGAUCUUCUCUCUACGCUGCCGAUGCGAUUGCUGGUUCAGUACAUCUACCCCAGCUUCUACAGCCUUCACGAUAUGCCCGACGAUGCCGGUGUACCUGACAGCGUCACCGGUCAGGUCAUGAUGCCUUCACCCCUAAACCUGAUGUCUCAAUCCAUUGUACCGUACGGGUUGUACCUUUUGGAUGAUGGUGUCAACCAGUUCUUGUGGAUUGGUCGCGAUGCUGUACCAGCACUUCUCAAUGACGUCUUUGGUGUAGAAGAUCGUUCGCAACUCAAACAGGGCAAGGCCUCUUUGCCAAUUCUGGACAACGAGUACUCUGAGAGAGUGCGAGCUGUCGUCGAAAAGUCGAGAGACCACAAGUCCAAGGGUGUUGGAAGCAUUACACUGCCAACACUUUACAUCAUCAAGGAGGACGGCGACCCAAGUCUCAAGCUCUGGGCACAAACGCUACUUGUCGAGGACCGAGCGGACCAGGGCGAGAGCAUCGUGCAAUGGAUAAGCAAGCUCAGGGAGAAGGUUGUGCAGUAAAUCUUAGAACAGCAGCGAGGCGUCAUUAUAGUUUUGCGGCAGGUCUAGUCACGCACGAGUCGACCUUUUGGGGGCAGGCAGGGUACGAGUAAGAAAUCAGCAACUUUUGGGACCAGGGCGAUUUGAA
Messenger RNA from Dothidotthia symphoricarpi CBS 119687, 2871 nucleotides. RefSeq names its product protein transport protein Sec24. Lineage: Eukaryota; Fungi; Ascomycota; Dothideomycetes; Pleosporales; Dothidotthiaceae. Gene Ontology annotation, biological process: endoplasmic reticulum to Golgi vesicle-mediated transport; COPII-coated vesicle cargo loading; intracellular protein transport. Gene Ontology annotation, cellular component: COPII vesicle coat; endoplasmic reticulum exit site. The transcript is spliced from 9 exons. Gene Ontology annotation, molecular function: zinc ion binding; SNARE binding. Bases 81 to 2744 code for a protein of 887 amino acids. The record is from RefSeq and is a predicted model, not a curated record.